Molecule: messenger RNA, 2751 nt
Organism: Conger conger (European conger)
Lineage: Eukaryota; Metazoa; Chordata; Actinopteri; Anguilliformes; Congridae
Product: hydroxycarboxylic acid receptor 2-like
Exons: 2
Coding region: 273-1238 (321 amino acids)
Biological process (GO): G protein-coupled receptor signaling pathway
Cellular component (GO): membrane
Molecular function (GO): G protein-coupled receptor activity
Source: RefSeq, a predicted model, not a curated record
GAAUCUUUCACAUUGCUGCAGAGGAAAUGCUUUUAUUUUCACUUUCCUUUGCAAAACUGCUUUAAUUCAGGCAAAUACAUAGGUUUCGUAUGCUCACUCAGUAUGCGAAAGAAGGCAUUUGCAGCACUCCCUACUUCUCAAGGCUCCUUCAAAACAUUCAAUCUUGAAAACGUAUCAUCGUCUCACUUUCAUCUUCCACAAAAAGAGUCUGCUCUGAAGUGAAAAAGAGAAAGAGAGGAUUGACACGCCACGUCGGCUGAACCGGUCACACAAUGAACAACUCGCACUGCCUGGCUGCCCAGGACCUGGUGGUGAAAAUGGUGCCCCCGAUCCUCAUCGUGGAGCUCAUACUGGGGCUGCCGGCUAACAUGGUGGCCCUGUGGAUCUUCUCCUGCCACAUGCCGAGCUGGAGGUGCAACACCGUGUACCUGCUGAACCUGCUGAUCGCGGACUUCUUCCUGCUCGUCAGCGUGCCCUUCCGCAUCCACAGCCUGAUGCGCGGCGAGGACUGGGUGUUCGGAGGCGCCUGGUGCCGAAUCAACCUCUUCAUGCUGGCGCUCAACCGUUCAGCCAGCAUCGCGUUCAUGACCAUCGUGGCCGUCGACCGCUACUUCAAGGUGGUCCACCCGCACCACUGGGUGAACCACCUCACGACCGGGAAGGCGAUACGGCUCUCGACCGUGACGUGGACGGUGGUGCUGGCCCUGCAUCUCCCCCUGCUGGCCACUGAGCUCCUGCAUAAGCACAACAACAAACGCCUCUGCCGCAGCUUCAGCUACUACGAUGACCUGCCGCCGGGCAUCAUGGUGCACUAUGGCGUGUACAUCCUGGAGUUCUUCCUGCCCUUCCUGCUGCUCAGCUUCUGCUCGCUGCGGAUCAUCUGCUUCCUGCGCAGCCGCCAAAUGGGCAGUAAGCAGCAGGUGAAGCGGGCCAUCCAGGUGGUGAUGAUCAUCGUGGGCGUCUUCACCGUCUGCUUCCUGCCGGGAAUCGUCACGGGCCUCGCCUUCCUCGCCAUCCAGAAGCUUCACCCGGGAGACUGCGACUCCCACAGCCUGCCAUCCCAGCUCUUCAGCAUAUCCAUCGCGUUCACCUACCUGAACAGCACGCUGGACCCCGUCAUCUACUGCUUCUCCAGCAGCACGUUCCGAAACACCCUCAAGGCCUCCUUCAACUCCCUGGGCAUCUUCCACAUGGCCGUGAGCCGGAGGGGGAACAGGAGUACAGCUAGCGACCUGUAACGAGUAGGGUUAGAGACCCCUAACAAAUACGAUUAGCGACCCCUAACGAAUACUAUUAACGACCCCUAACGAGUAGGCUUAGCUACCCCUAACGAAUAGCAUUAUCGACCCCUAACAAAUAUAAUAUACAGCGCUUUGGAUAAAUAUUGGCACUGUAUAAAUGCAGACAUUUGCCAUAUGAAUAGCUUAUACUAACGUGUGUCAAAUACUGCUGUACAUUAUAAAUACAAGUACAAUAUUUUUUACUUUUCUAUGCAGUAGUGGUCUUGGUCUUGUAAAACCCCAUUUCAUUCAAGAAGUGCAUGUUAAAGAUAAAAGGAGAACAAACUUGAUGGAUUUCAAUUUAGCUAAAAUCCAAUAUAUGUUUAUCUUUUUAAAAAGCAGGCAUGAACUGUGUGUAAAUUAGAAAUCACAGCAUGUUUUUAAGCAAUAGAAAUUAAGGGCCUGACAACCAUGUGGUAAACAAGGAAAUCAAUCAAUUGACUGUACUGAUGCAUGUAUGUGCACUCAGUAAGAAACUUUAAUCGGUAUUUAUGAGAUUUAUUAGAGAUUUGAUGCGUUGUGUGUGCAGGGAUGCUCUUCUUCAUACCACUGUAGUAAUGUGUGGUUAUUCGCUUUACUGUAACCUUCCUGUCAGCUUUGACCAGUCUGGCCCUUUUCCUCUGACCUCUCUCAUUAACAAGGCAUUUCUGCCCACAGACACUCUCUGCAAACUCUUCAACCUCUAGAGACUGUUGUGUGUGAAAAUCUCUGGAGAUUAGCAGUUACAGAAAUACUUAUACCAGCCCGUCUGGUCACCAACAAUCAUCCCACGAUCAAAUUUUUCCCCCCAUUCUGAUGGUUGAUGUGAAAAGUAACUGAAACUUUUUAAGAGUAACUUAAAAACCCAUAUCUGCAGGAUUUAAUGCAUUGCACUGCUGUCACACGAUUUCCUGAUUAAAUAAUGCCAGACAAAAUUGAUUAAAUAAUGCAAUUUAACAGAGACAUUUUUGUAUUUCAUUUUAAAAAGUAACAUAUUACUGUAAGCAAUUGACAACCUUUUACAUAAAAACUUAAUCAAGACUGUCUGAGAUCAGAAGCAAGGAGUCAACCAAAGUCUGCAGAAGAACUGGGGAAAGUUCUCCAACAUGCAUGGAACAACCUCCCUGCUGAUUGUCUUAGCCAAUGCUGUCCUGCAGUUCUAUAUCUAUAUCUAGUGAUGCUGUUUUAACACUGAACACCGGGUGGUCACAAAAAAUAUUGAUUCGAUUCAGUUUUUAACUAUUCUGCCAAAUUACUCAAAUGUAAUGUAAAAUGUAUAGGACGUUUCAUUUAAUUAUUUUUGAAAUAAUCUUAUCUGUACAGAAUAGACUUUUGCACAGUACUGUACAUUUUAAACAUGCAUACCUUUGUUGGAGAAAGCUGAGGCUUCAUUUUUGUCCUGAGAUUUUGUCAUACCGAAUACACAUUGUUUGUGUCCAUUUGUGCAUUGCAUUAAAGAUGUAAAAAUAUUUCAUUAAAUAUACAUGAAUUA